Molecule: messenger RNA, 1584 nt
Organism: Biomphalaria glabrata
Lineage: Eukaryota; Metazoa; Mollusca; Gastropoda; Planorbidae
Product: leucine zipper transcription factor-like protein 1
Exons: 10
Coding region: 175-1068 (297 amino acids)
Biological process (GO): negative regulation of protein localization to cilium
Cellular component (GO): cytoplasm
Source: RefSeq, a predicted model, not a curated record
CAUUAUAUUCACCUCUGAAUAUAUAGCCUCGAUUUGAUGACAACAUCGCAUCCGUAAACUGAAGAGAAAUAAACAUUCUAAUCUAGAAUAGAUCCAAAAGUAGUAAUACUCUCUGUAGUUACUAGCCUAUUUUUAGAUUUAAUAUAUUAAAAUCUACCUGUCUCUGAAUUUAGAAUGUCUGCACUUGGUGUAAAUGAGCAUCAUGAAACUCAAAUCAUUAACUACAUACGCUUUGCAAGAUACCAACGAGCCCAGAGAUUAAGAGCUGUUGAUGUUUGUUUUGAGGAAUUGAAAGAUAGCAGAUUGACAGAUGAAACAUUUACUAUUGAUGAAGUAACAGACAUGUUGAAUGGACUUCUUGAAAUAGUUCGUUCUGAAGUAGAAUCAGAGUUGAUCAACACCGCACACACAAAUGUACUUAUGUCCCGGCAGAUGUGCAUGCAAGCAGAAAAAUGGCACCUUAAACUUUCUACAGAUAUUUCAGAGCUAGAAAACAGGGAACUUUUAGAACAGAUCAGAGAAUUUGAGGAGCGAGAAUUUUCUGGGGCCAAAAAAGAAAAAGAAUUUGUAGCCAAAAAACUUAUGCCUAUUAAUGAUACAGGCUUGACACAACUUUUAAAUUUGAAAAUUGAUGAACUCCAGUCAGAGAAUGAAAUGCUGUUGCAAAAACUUUCAAAGUUUGACAAAGAUUUUACUAAUAACUAUCAAAAAACCAAAUCAUUGGCAUCAGAUUUAGAACGCCUACAAGCUGAACUGAAUGAGAAAAGCUCAAGGGGUGCAACUCAAGAAGAAAUUGCCAAAAUGAACAGACAAAUGGAAGAACUUCAGUUACAGUUGGAGAAAGAACACAAAAAGUCUGCUAAAAAGUCUGAUCAAGAAAUAGCUGACACUAAGCAUGAACUUCUUAGAAUACGAGAAAUGUUGGAAUUAGCAGAAAAGGAAUUAGAAAAGAAAGUGAGUCAAACUGUCCCAUUUAAAAAUCUCAAACAUAUGCUGCAAAAGAAAAAUGACCAAAUGAAAGAAUUACGACAAAGGCUUAUGAAAUAUGAGAGAGUGGAGGAUGACUAAUACACUAUCUUUUUUUAUUUCUUUAUUUGUUCAAUGUAAAAUUUAGUUUGAAAUAGAACUCAGUGAAACAUGCAGGAAAGGAAAUAUAUUUAUAAAUCAGUUAAAUGUCUUUUGUUUAAUUUAGUCAAAAUACCGGUAUAUAUAUAUUAUAUAUAUAUAUAUAUAUAUGUGUGUGUGUGUGUGUCUUUAAAUUUUGAUGUUGAACACUUGGCAUGCAUUUCUAAAAUGCCUAAAAUAUUGCAUUGAAAAUGGCAUUAUCACACAGUUUGAAUGCUAAAUACUUCUGUCAUACUUGGUUGAUGUACACUGUUAUGUAUUUGAGGUUUUAUUAGUUAUAUUUUAAUGUUUGUGUGAUAAUAUUGCUCAGUUUUGAAGAUUUAUCCGUCCAUCAAAAUGAAUAAAAUUUACUUAAAUAUAUUAUGUACUUGUCAUAUCACACAAUUUACUUCAAGAGUUCCAAAAAGACUUUUUGUAAAUUUUUCCACAGAAAAUAAAACUGUGAUGACUACCCUAUCA